Anastrepha obliqua is the source of this 3109-nucleotide messenger RNA. RefSeq lists its product as uncharacterized. The record is from RefSeq and is a predicted model, not a curated record. The coding region runs from base 381 to 1724 and encodes 447 amino acids. The transcript is spliced from 3 exons. Gene Ontology annotation, molecular function: cyclin-dependent protein serine/threonine kinase inhibitor activity; 7SK snRNA binding. Gene Ontology annotation, cellular component: nucleoplasm; cytoplasm; nucleus. NCBI's taxonomy places the organism in Eukaryota, Metazoa, Arthropoda, Insecta, Diptera, Tephritidae. Gene Ontology annotation, biological process: negative regulation of cyclin-dependent protein serine/threonine kinase activity; negative regulation of transcription by RNA polymerase II.
UGUUUUUAAGUUAGCUUUUAUUCAAAUAAUGCUAGGAAUUAUUUAAAAUUAUUAAAUUGCACUUGUGCGAUUUUCCAAUAGAUCUGAUUGGCAAACUACAGUUUGAACGCAGUACUAUCUUUGUAUACAAUUCGCGCAUACUCCACUUUUACCGCUCCAUUGCGAUGUAAAAGCAACAGCAAAGGCAAUUUAGUAGUCUUGGGGUGUUCUUCUUCAAGGCAGGUUUUAUUAUUAGUAAAAUGGCGAUAGGAUUCAAUUCGUUAAGAACUACAGCAGACAAUUCGUGUGUUAUUGAUAAAGUGAAUGAGUAAAAUUCGAAUAAUUUACAAAGUGUAAAGUGAAUAAACAAUUUUUAAUUGUGAUUUGGAAUCAAAAUAAAAAUGGAAAGUCUCGUUAAAAAAGUUCAAGAGAACCAGAUAAAAUCAGAAAAUGGGAGAGAUGUUGAGGUGUUUGCUACCGGCGGGAAUGAUAUUCCUUUUGCACCUAAUAAACAAAGUUCUGAGCAGCAGCAACAGCCACAAAAGACAAAACGUAAACACCGUCGUGGCAAACCAAAACCGAAAAAUGCAAAUAAACCGUACAAAAAGUCGAAUUGGAAAUUUCAGGUACCACGACCGAAUUUCAAUGGUGGUUGCGGAGGAGGAGGUGGCGGUGGCAUGAAUAAUAGGAAUGGGGCACGCCCCAAAAUACUCCGAUCACGUUCACUGGUGCCAUACAAUACGAAUAAGUUCCUCAUGGAAGAACAUUUGGCUGAUGUGCCCAGUGCGCUGCUCACACCCUCUGGUCGUACACGCGAUUCCAGCUUCUCUGUUGAUUCAGAGGAUAAUUACUUCUUCUCUCUGCCAGAAGAUGAGGAGGAAUUUCUCACAAAGGAAUUUGCCAAUGUAUAUGAGAAGGCGCGGGUUGAACGGUUGGAAAAUUUAACUAAGCAACAACUUAUAGAGGAGUGUCUACAAAUUGAAGAUCGAUAUUCAUCCGACCAGGGACGUCAACAGCAAAUGAAUGUGCAGCGCAUUAGCUCGGAGUUCAUGACGAAGAUACGAAUUUUAGAGGAAAAAGUGCGCGAACUGUCUCGUGAAAAUUACAAUUUACGUUGCCAAUUAAUGCGUUCAGCGGCCAUGGCUGCGGCUGCUGCAGCAGCUGCCUCACCUCCCUCCGCUGCCCCGCCCAUUGGUGCUGCCUGCGAGCCUAUGCCCAUGGACUCUUCUAGUGUGGAUAGUGAAAGUGACAGCUCCAGCUCAUCCUCAUCAUCAUCUUCGUCUAAUCGAAGCGCUGCUGGCCUACGUCACAAUAAUGCACGACAACGACGUCAGCGUCGAAGCUGCUCUUCACAUAGUUCCCUAAAUGAUUAUCAUGCUUUUAAUGAGAACGAUCAAAUGGAGAGUGACGAAGAAAAUGAUGUGGAAGUAGGAGCCGAUAUUAAUAGAGAUGCGAAUGCUAGUGGUGAACACAAAUCCGACGUAGUAUUGCCAGAAUUUAACUGCGAAGAUCGUCAAUCCUUUGUGCCGAAUUCCUAUGACAUACGCGAUUCUAGUGCAAAUGAUGGGAGCCUGGUUGACGAUGCGGCAAUGGAGGAUGAGUUUCCCUUAUUUUCUCCUAUUCUGAGUGGCAUGGGUUCUUCGCCACCACUACAUGUGACAGCGAGAAUUAAUUUAGAAGCAACCACGGAUAAGAAAAUUUCGAGAGAAGCCGAUGCCGAUACCGAUGAGCCAAAUCGCAACUGAAUACAGGAUGGUGGCAGUGUAUCCUGCAAUUUAUAUAUUUAAUAUAAUUUUUUUUAUUUAUUUUUAAUUUACUACUUUUGUGAGAUGUUCUUUAAUUUCGUUACAAAUUUAAAACUUAUUAUCCAUGCGCAGUGAGUCUCCUGCUAAAGGAGCUACGAACAUAAAACUAAAGUGAACCAAAAAGUGUACAAAACAAUGUUUUCCUAUGAAUCCUUAAUAAGUAACGUUAACGAGGCGAAUAAUUGUUCUCAAAAAAUUUUCACCGGUGUACAAAUGCAUAAUUCGAGGGGUUAUUAUAAUGCGAUUCAUAUUUUUUAGGCCGGAUACUUAAUUAUCGCGUUUGUUAUCAAAACUGGUAUAUGCAAAAAUUUUUAAAAAUUACCGUUUUUCUACAGCCGGCAAAUUAUGUUCUUUGCAGACGUAUAUUUAUUCAAUAAAUAUUUAUUACAUGUUUCAAAUAUUAAAAUUGGGAGCAAUUAUUAGGGUCUCUAACAUUAAAGCACAAUCAAUGGUGUUAGCGUUAUUGUAUUGUAUAUCUGAAUUUAUAAGAAAAGUUCACGCUUAUGAAUUUCUUUAACCACUCCUCUGCACUUUUAGUUUUAGAAAAUGCAUUUAUAUUUUAAAUUACGAAUUUUCAAUGUCUUUGGCCCACAUUUACAUUAUAAACAUAAGCAAAUACUAUUGUUUUUUUUUUUUAAAUAUGGCACAUUUUUAAUACUUUGUGGGCAUUAAUAAAAUAAAAGUACACACAUUACUAUCCUUAUACACACGUCAAAACCACAUUUUGAAGGGUAGAAAUAUUUAUCAGCAGAUCUUUUUUAAUCAAAUAAUUAUUUUAGUUUUUCUAAACUACUUUCACAUAACAGUUUUGGUAAAUAUAACAGUAUAUAAAAAGUAUGAAAAGAAAAAUACCAAACUUGUGAUAUUUUCAUGUGCAACUUUUAAUAAAAAAAUUGAGAAAAACCAAACAUUUUUGGCAUAUAAAAAUUGAAAAACGAGAAAAGAUACAAAAAUUCGAAACAAUAUAUUUCGCUACUCGCAGAUAACUUAAACUCUUAAUUUAAUGUUCUCAUUUUAUUCAUUUAACAACUUUAAAUAAUAUUAAGACGGGACUCUUAAUUGUGUAAUAUACAUUUGAUAUACAGGAUUGUGAAUAUAGUGAUUGGUUGAGAAUUAUGUAAAUAGAACGUGCUUUAAUACUGUCGCUGUGUUCUCAAUUGUGACCAUCUUAUGUAUUUUUAGACACCAUUUCGUGAAAAUAUUCUUUUUUUUUGUUUUUUUGUUUUCUUGAUAAGAAUUAAUUUAUAAAUACAUAUGUAUGUAUAAUCCAUACACUCAAAUACAAAAAAAAAAAAAAAUAAGAAUUAAAAAAUUAAUACAAGUAC